This is a messenger RNA of Rhodamnia argentea, 2666 nucleotides long. Its product is annotated as hydroxyproline O-galactosyltransferase GALT2. The transcript has 9 exons. The record is from RefSeq and is a predicted model, not a curated record. The coding region runs from base 416 to 2455 and encodes 679 amino acids. Lineage: Eukaryota; Viridiplantae; Streptophyta; Magnoliopsida; Myrtales; Myrtaceae. Gene Ontology annotation, cellular component: Golgi membrane. Gene Ontology annotation, molecular function: carbohydrate binding; galactosyltransferase activity.
GUGAAAAAUCAGAUUCCCCACCCAAUCCGACGGGAAACGCGAAAAGCGGAAGAACGAAGAACGACGCAUUGAGCACCACCUACAUUCCCGCAGGGUUUUCGGGGGCAUCUUCAAGGUGCACUUUGUCGUCUCCACCAAAUACGUAUCUGGGUCGCCUGCUCUGUCUCGGCCAGUCACUGGAUUCCGGUGCAAUGCAGCUAAUUUUCGAGCUGCGAAUUUCGCCCGAGGAUUCCGUGAUUGGCGGUUAGGUUUGUCGAUCUGCAUCGAUGCGUUGAUGGGUUUCUCGCGUAUGUUGAGGAGGUGCUUAGAUGUUGUGGAGACAGUCUCUUGGGUUUGAUUUUGAUCCGUUUGCGAAAUGAUUCUGGUAGGCAGUUGGUAAUAUUGUUGGGCAUGUUCUUAUUUGGUCCUGAUAAAGAUGAAGAGACUGAAGUUGGAACCCACGAGUGGCAGAAAGCUCAAGCUUUCGCACUUAUUGCUGGUUGUAGGGGCAUUAUACUUGCUUUUCAUAACCUUCAAGUUCCCAAAGUUCUUAGAGAUGGCAACCUCGAUGGGUGGAGAUGAUAGCCCCAUUGGGUCGGUAAAAGAGGAUCCUGAAGAUAGGAGCCUAAGCAAAACGUUCAUCACUUCCGUUCACGAGGAUAAAUUUCACCAGAGCUUAGAAGAUUUACGAAGCCAAAAUGUUUUUAAAAUGCCUAGGAAGGAACACACAGAAGUGGAAAUAAAUAGGUCUGGGCCCACUAAGAUAUCUCAACACCGCUACGGUCGAAUAAUGGAAGAAAUCAUGAGGCGGAGGAAUAGGACCAGUGACCUAUCGGCGCUUGAGAAGAUGGCAGAUGAGGCUUGGAGUUUGGGUCUAAAAGCAUGGCAGGAAUUGGGCAAGUUUAAUCUGAAUGAGACUGCACAAACUUCGCUCUUGGCGGGGCCAAUAGAGUCGUGUCCUUCGUGGGUUUCAAUGAGUGGGGAAGAAUUGGCGCGGGGAGAUAGACUCAUGUUUCUUCCUUGUGGGCUUGCUGCAGGAUCUUCCAUUACCGUGGUUGGAACUCCUCAUCAUGCCCAUCAGGAGUAUGUCCCACAACUUGCAAAGUUAAGGAGUGGUGAUGGCGUGGCUAUGGUCUCGCAGUUUAUGGUUGAAUUGCAGGGGUUAAAGGCUGUAGAUGGGGAGGAGCCUCCCAAGAUUUUGCAUUUAAACCCAAGAUUAAAGGGUGAUUGGAGCCACACGCCGGUUAUUGAGCACAACACUUGUUAUAGAAUGCAAUGGGGAACAGCUCAAAGGUGUGACGGUUUAUCGUCCAAGAAUGAUGAAGAUAUGCUAGUUGAUGGAUAUGCGAGGUGUGAAAAAUGGAUGCGGAAUGAUAUUGUUGAUGCGAAAGAGUCCAAGACAACAUCUUGGUUUAAGCGAUUUAUAGGACGUGAGCAGAAACCAGAAGUGACAUGGCCUUUCCCUUUUGUGGAGGGUGGGCUGUUUAUUCUCACUCUUCGUGCAGGUGUUGAUGGUUACCAUAUUAAUGUUGGGGGUCGGCAUAUUACUUCAUUUCCUUAUCGGACGGGAUUUACACUUGAGGAUGCAACUGGAUUAGCAAUAAAAGGAAAUGUUGAUGUUCAUCAAAUUUAUGCUACCUCUCUCCCUACUUCCCAUCCGAGUUUUUCUCCUCAAAGAGUACUAGAAAUGUCCGAGAAAUGGAAAGCUCGUCCUCUGCCUAAAAGACCAGUUAGGCUUUUUGUUGGUGUUCUUUCUGCAACCAACCACUUCGCAGAGCGCAUGGCAAUCAGAAAAACCUGGAUGCAAUCAGCAGCAAUAAAGUCUUCAGAUGUAGUAGCUCGUUUUUUUGUUGCACUGAAUCCGAGGAAGGAGGUGAAUGCAAUGCUGAAAAAGGAGGCUGCCUACUUUGGUGAUAUAGUUAUUUUGCCCUUUAUGGAUCGCUAUGAGCUUGUGGUCCUGAAAACCAUUGCGAUAUGUGAGUUUGGGAAUCAGAAUGUGACAGCCGCAUUUACGAUGAAAUGUGACGAUGAUACAUUCGUAAGGGUGGAUGCCGUCUUGCAUGAAAUUGACGGCAUCUCUUCGAACAAGUCUCUUUAUAUGGGCAAUCUCAAUCUCUUGCAUCGUCCCCUUAGAAAUGGAAAGUGGGCAGUUACUUAUGAGGAAUGGUCAGAAGAAAUAUACCCUCCAUAUGCCAACGGACCAGGAUAUGUCAUUUCAAGUGAUAUUGCCAAGUUUAUUGUUUCUCAACAUAGAGUCCGAAGCCUCAGGCUCUUCAAGAUGGAGGAUGUAAGCAUGGGGAUAUGGGUGGAGCAAUUCAAUAGUUCUGUGCCGGUACAGUACUCACACAGCUGGAAAUUUUGCCAAUAUGGUUGCAUGGAAGACUAUUACACUGCACAUUACCAGUCUCCUAGGCAGAUGAUCUGCUUGUGGGACAAAUUGGCAAGGGGUCAAGCCCAAUGUUGCAACUUUAGAUGACAGAUUAAGAGACAAUCUCAUCUUUAAGAUUCAGCCGUACAUAGUCCUCUUCGGCUUCUUGUAAUUAAGCCCGCAUCUGGUUAGUUCCGCUAUAUCAUGAAGUAGGUCAGGCUGGCAAUCCCAGUAGAGAAAGUGAAAGAAAUUUUGACUGGGAUAUAUUGUGCCAUUGCACUGGCUGUUUUGAUCGAGCUGAGUAAUUUCGGUUCGGUCA